UAAAACCAUCCACCCAGCCAUCAAUUUAUCGUCACCAAAAUACUCCUCCUCCUCCUCCCUGUUGUUGUUGAAUAAUGUCAUUUCAUCAUCAUCGUCAUCAUCAACCAGACUCACACACCAUAAUCGACUUCAGUCGAAUCAAACGAAAGCUCGACGAUUACGAACAAGCCAGCGAUUAUUAUGAUCCUCAUCACCCAGCCAAGAUGCAUAAAGACACUUAUAACCCUAAUUCCCCACCACCAUCCUCCUCAGCCCACCCUUUUCACCAUCCUUACUUGCCACAACCCACUAACCUCUCAGAAUCCACUUCACAGAAUCAAACGCCGUCGUUUUGGUACCCUAACCGUAUCCAAUUCUUCGUCCGGAUGAUCUCUUCGGCCAAAACUCUAGUACUUUACGGACACCCGGAUGAUAAGUUGAAGUUAAUCCAUGAGAAACUACAGUCGGUCACCGGAAUCCCGAUGAUGGAGCAGCGAUUGAUCUACUGCGGCCGCCAGCUUCAGUGGGAGCAAAGCUUGGCUGAGUGUAUGAUAAAAAAUGAUUCCAAUUUGCAUUUGGUGGGACGGAUGCGAAGCACCGAGCAUCCCCAAGUCUGGCAGGUGAUCGAUGAGCUUAUUUGCAAGAUUUAUAGGUUAUGUAAAGGUGAAAAGAAUGUUUGUUUGAAAUCCGUUAAUUCGAAGCUCAUUGAGUUUCUAGAAAUGACUGCUAAAGAGGAUAUUAGGGAAGACCAUUUGGUAGCUCAUUUGAAUAUAUUUCAGUCCUUGUGCGCCCCCAAAGCGUUGGUUAUGCUUUAUAUUUCCCCGCAUUUAGGUAAUAAGGAAUGUGCCGAUGAAUGUAUUCGUAAUUUUAUUAAUUAUAACAGGACUAUGUUGGCUAAGCCUUUGUAUACGUUGUGUGCGCCUGUCGUCUUGGAAUUUUGUAAGUUGCUUGGUAGAGGUGUUUCCAGAGAUGAUGACUUGUAUAAUUUAUGUAGGAAUCGCUUAGGGUCAAUAGUGGAGGAUCUUAGUCUUGGGAGGAGUUUAACGUCUUACGAGGAUUUUGGUGGCACUAGUAGUAAGACUUGUGUCGUUGCCGUUGAGGAUGUGUUCCCGUUUGUUACUGAGAUUGCCAGUAAGUUGAAUGAUGAUUUCAGUUUGGUGAAUUGCACUCCUUCGUCGAGUGAUGUUCGUGAUUUUGGCAAGUUCUUGCAGCCGGUGAAGGCUGCGAUAAAAGAAGUUCCGGAUUUUGGUGAGGUUAUACCUGUUCCGAUUAUGUAUACCCUUCCUUGUUUUGACGACGAGAUAAAAAUGUUAUUCAUGAUUUUGUUCGAGAUGUUGGAGAAAGUGAGAUUAUGUCUUGAGAAGAUGGAGGGUCAUUUGGCAACGGAACAGAAUAAAGAUCUUGGAUAUGAUCAGUACCUUGUUAUAUUGAAGGAGUUGUUUGGUAUUGCUAAACUUUAUCAGGGUGCUGAAGGACUCUUUUGGUCAAACCUGAAGUCGGUUAAGGUCUCCUUUUGCCAUCUUAUUGUUAAGUAUGCUAAAAGAGGUGAGGACUAUAAGUGGAUUCGUGGGCAUAAGGAUCUUUUGGACUUUGAAGCAAGGAGGCAUUUGGCAAUGAUGUUGCUUCCAGAGAUGGAUGAGGAUUACGAUGACCUUCAUGAGAUGCUUAUCGACAGAACUAAUUUAUUGGCUGAAUCUUUUGAGUAUAUAGCAACCGAAGAACCUACUAAGUUGCGUGGAGGAAUAUUUAUGGCGUUCAAAAAUGAGGAAGCUACAGGUCCCGGUGUGUUACGCGAAUGGUUUUUCUUGGUGUGUCAAGAAAUAUUUAAUCCUCAAAAUGCUCUAUUUGUUGCUUGCCCGAAUGAUCGCAGAAGAUUCUUUCCUAACCCAGCAUCUAGGGUGGAUCCCUUGCACCUCCAGUAUUUCAAGUUUGCAGGCAGGGUUUCAGCCCUAGCGUUGGUGCAUAAAAUACAAGUCGGCAUCGUUUUUGAUCGUGCUUUUUUUGUGCAACUGGCUGGAGAUGAUGUCUCUUUGGAAGAUAUCAACGAUGCAGAUCCAUUCAUGUAUAGUAGCUGCAAGCAAAUAUUGGAAAUGGAUCCCCUUAUAGUAGAUCAAGAUGCACUUGGUCUAACAUUUGUACAUGAAGUCGAAGAAUUAGGAUCCAUGAAAGUUGUGGAGCUUUUUCCUAAUGGCAAGAACAUUGUCGUGAAUAGUAGAAAUAGGAAGGAGUAUGUCGAGCUUCUUAUUAAGCAUCGGUUCGUGACGUCUGUCAGUGAGCAGGUGAACAAGUUUGCUGAAGGGUUUACAGAUAUUAUUGGGAAGGAAAAGACUCGCAAGCUCUUUUUCAAAAGCUUAGAGCUUGAUGAUCUGGAUGGCAUGCUUCAUGGAAGUGAAAGUGCUAUUUCUGUGGAUGAUUGGCAGGCACAUACUGAAUAUAGUGGGUAUAAGGAAACCGAUCCCCAGAUAUACUGGUUAUGGCAGAUUAUUGGGGAAAUGACAGCCAAGCAGCGAAUGGUUCUUCUUUUCUUCUGGACCUCCCUGAAGCAUCUACCUGUUGAGGGUUUUAGGGGCUUAGCUUCAAAGCUUUACGUUUACAAAUCCAAUGACUCAAUAGACCUUCUACCUUCUUCUCACACAUGUUUCUACAGAAUAUGUUUUCCCGCAUACCCAUCAAUUGAUGUCAUGCGAGAACGCCUAAACAUCAUAACACAAGAUCAUGUUGGCUGCAGCUUUGGAACAUGGUAAAAGACAAAUUUUUUGGAACAAGGAGACAUCCAUUGCACAUACCAAAAGUAGUUUCCUUACAGCUUGUGCAGGUAAUAGGGCAAGUUUAUGUUGAACCUUUCUGUUCGGAUCAACUAAGAAUGUGAAGAUACAUCUGCUGUGCUCUUUAGUUGAGUAUUUAGAUCUCAAUCUAUGUCAUGUUUAUAACUAGGUAUAUAUAUGUUAUGAAUAAAGAUGGAAAUUUCAUCUUUGGUUA
Molecule: messenger RNA, 2958 nt
Organism: Erigeron canadensis
Lineage: Eukaryota; Viridiplantae; Streptophyta; Magnoliopsida; Asterales; Asteraceae
Product: E3 ubiquitin-protein ligase UPL5-like
Exons: 3
Coding region: 75-2723 (882 amino acids)
Biological process (GO): positive regulation of protein catabolic process; proteasome-mediated ubiquitin-dependent protein catabolic process; protein polyubiquitination
Molecular function (GO): protein binding; ubiquitin-protein transferase activity
Source: RefSeq, a predicted model, not a curated record